AUGGUUAUGACAAGACAACCUGUUUUGCCAAAAGACUGUGAAGAUGUUUCUGAUGGAAAUGGUACAUACAAAAUAAAUCCAAGUUACUGUUCCGGACCAUUCAAUGAUUUCAGUGUAUAUUGUGAAGUUGGAUCAGACGGUCAAUACUGGACUGUUUUCCAAAGGCGUGUGGAUGGACUCACAGAUUUUUACCGGACAUGGUUCGAGUACGAGAACGGAUUUGGUGACUUAACAAAUGAGUUUUGGUUAGGUAAUGAGAAAAUUCACAUGCUGACUUCAAAUAAUAAUUAUACCUUACGAAUCGAAUUGGAAAAUUUUUCAAAUGAAAACAGAUAUGCGGAAUAUCAAUCGUUCAAGAUAUCGGAUGCUCAGUCUGAAUACCAAUUGUCAAUAAAUGGUUACAGUGGUAACGCAGGUGAUAGUUUUGACCACCACAACGGCAUGUUAUUUAGUACCAAAGACCGAGACAACAGUCCUUCCUCCAGGGCGUGUGCAUUCCAGGCUAUGUUCUAUGGGGCUGAAAAGAAUAAAACAUAG
Molecule: messenger RNA, 537 nt
Organism: Mytilus californianus (California mussel)
Lineage: Eukaryota; Metazoa; Mollusca; Bivalvia; Mytilida; Mytilidae
Product: fibrinogen-like protein A
Exons: 6
Coding region: 1-537 (178 amino acids)
Source: RefSeq, a predicted model, not a curated record